Molecule: messenger RNA, 1358 nt
Organism: Molossus molossus (Pallas's mastiff bat)
Lineage: Eukaryota; Metazoa; Chordata; Mammalia; Chiroptera; Molossidae
Gene: ECI2
Product: enoyl-CoA delta isomerase 2
Exons: 10
Coding region: 2-1183 (393 amino acids)
Molecular function (GO): fatty-acyl-CoA binding
Source: RefSeq, a predicted model, not a curated record
GAUGGUUGCGAGACUGGCUCCGCGCUGGUGUCUGCGUGCGCUCCGAAGUCCUCUGCAGGUCAUUGGUUUCCCAUCACUUCAGUUGCACAUGAGUGGGAUAGCAAUGAGAGCCAGUCAGGAGGACUUUGAAAAUGCACUGAAUCAAGUAAAACUGUUGAAGAAGGAUCCAGGAAAUGAAGUGAAACUAAAACUCUAUGCACUGUAUAAGCAGGCCACUGAAGGACCUUGUAAUAUGCCCAAACCAGGUGUAUUUGACUUUAUUAAUAAGGCCAAAUGGGAUGCAUGGGAUGCUCUUGGCAAUCUGCCCAAGGAAACGGCCAGGCAGAACUAUGUAGAUUUGGUGUCCAGUUUGAGUUCUUCAUCUGAGUCUUCUAACCAAGUGCAGCCUGGAACAGACAGGAAACAACAGGAAUAUGAAAACCUGGUGGUGACCUCUGAAGAUGGCAUCACAAAGAUCACAUUGAACCGGCCCACCAAAAAGAAUGCAAUCAACACUCAGAUGUAUCAAGAAAUCAUACUUGCACUUAAAGCUGCAAGCAAUGAUGACUCAAUCUUAACUGUUGUAACAGGAAACGGUGACUAUUACUGUAGUGGGAAUGAUCUGACUAACUUCAUGGAUAUUCCCCCUGGUGGAGUAGAGGAGAAAGCUAAACAGAGUGCUGUUCUGCUGAGGGAUUUUGUAGGCAGUUUUAUAGAUUUUCCUAAGCCUCUGAUUGCAGUGGUAAAUGGUCCAGCUAUGGGGAUCUCCGUCACCAUCCUUGGGUUAUUCGAUGCUGUGUAUGCCUCCGACAGGGCAACAUUUCAUACCCCUUUUAGUCACCUAGGCCUAACUCCAGAAGGAUGUGCCUCUUACACUUUCCCGAAGAUAAUGGGCCCAGCUAAGGCAACAGAGAUGCUUAUUUUUGGAAAGAAGUUAACAGCAGGAGAAGCAUGUGCUCAAGGACUUGUUACUGAAGUUUUUCCUGAUAGUACUUUUCAGAAAGAAGUUUGGACCAGGCUGAAAGCAUAUUCAAAGCUCCCAAAAAAUGCCAUGAAAAUUUCAAAACAGGUCAUCAGAAAUAUGGAGAAAGAAAAGCUACAUGCUGUUAAUGCUGAAGAAAGUAGUGUCCUCCAGGAAAGAUGCCUUUCAGAUGAAUGCAUAAAUGCGGCCGUGAACUUCUUAUCUAAAAGGGCAAAACUGUGAUAGCAAAGCUAAGCAUUCCAAAGGCAGGAAUGUGCUAUGACUUUGAUUUCCAAUACUUGAACUAAAUGAACUUCACUGUGCCUUUUUUCAGUGAUGAAAUAUCAUUUAUGAUGAUUAUAUUUCACUAGAGCCCUAAUUAAAAUAAAGCAAAUUAUGUAAAACAAGCUUUAUAAUU